Molecule: messenger RNA, 5795 nt
Organism: Pseudo-nitzschia multistriata
Lineage: Eukaryota; Bacillariophyta; Bacillariophyceae; Bacillariales; Bacillariaceae
Source: the annotation of a GenBank genome assembly
AUCCUCACUUUGAAAUAGAUUCUGGAGAAGAUGUGGUCAUCCUAUCCCCGAAGAGACUGUAGGGGAAUUUGUAUUUCCCAGAUGAUCGGGCGUAAGCCCUUACCACUUCGCUCUGUCUUCGGUAAAGAUUUUGCAACCCUGGCAUUCCGAGUUGUUGUUCGAACUUGGAGAUAGGGGCUGGGCUCGCAUACACGAUUGGCAAGCCAGAAGGUAAAAUGUCAUGGCAAGUCCUUGCAUUCAACUUUACUUGUUCGUAAUUCUUCUUUCCCCUUUUAUCUGGAGAGCGGCUCUCAGGGAAUGAUUUCUUCAACGGCCUGUUACUAUCGAUGGGAUGARCGUUCGGGCAGACGUCACCGAGUCGACAACCCCCAGAUCUCAGAUAGGGAGAUGCGCACACUCUUUUCUUGUAGCUAUCAGGGUGGUAAUUAAUCUCCUCCGUAGAGUGGGCGUAACCRCAAGCAAGGCCAUUUGGACACUCAUUCAAGAAAAAGUUUGCAGGAGUCCCAGGGAGAACCAUCUCUUCUCCAACGUAGGUAACGAACUUGCACAUUUCGUUCUUAUACGAAUAGACCAAAGGGUCGCGACGCAACCAACCACUGUUUGCUUCGAUGUGGGCAAACCCGCAAAGAUCGUGGUCGUGUUCGUACCUUUUAGUACACCAAGUAGUUCGAAACUUACCCAACUCGUCGGGACUCAUCCGACCAAGCACAUCGGGUUGCAAGGGAGGUCUCCCCAGUGACGCUCCUGCUUGCAUAGAUGCUCCGAUGUUUCCCAAAAGAUGGGGAUCCUGGGAACCUUCGUGACCAAAAAAUUGGGCCCACUCUUGUGCGGUCAAUUGGAGGCUAGAUGCAUUCGCCGUGUCCCGUAUGAAGUCGUGAUGGCAACGAAAGACGUCUUCGGCAGAUCUCACAUUUUCAUUAAAGCACAAAAGAACAGCUCUCUUGGAUGCCUCUUCUUUCUCUCCAUCCAUGCCAUACUUCUCUGAAGUUUUCUCUGCAUUGAUGCUUCCAAAUUUUGGAGAGUGUCUUGGCGAUGACAAAGGCGAACGAAUCUUCAUCUUUUCAUCUGUCUCGUUGAGGAUGGCAUGUAUCACUGUGUCUCUAUCAACAACCAGAUCAUUCCAAGGUUUCGGUAGUUCUUGCAGAAGGACAGAAUCAUUUUGAACAGUUUCUGAAAAAGAGUCCCGGAAGUAAUCACCUUUCUCCUCCGAGCCAUCAGAUCUGGGAAUGAUAUAGUGAAAACAGGAGUUCAGAAUGAUUUGCAUGCACCUGUUCACUUUGGUUCGCGUGAUCGUUCCGGCUUCGAUCUUGCUGGACACACAUGCGUGCACUCCGGAUUGAAGUUGUUGCCUUGAGAAGAAACCAAAUUCGAGAGCUAGAAUUCUUCCUACAAGCCAUGUGACUAAUGCCACCGAUCGAGAUGUAUCAGGCUCAUAUAAACAUGCUUUCUUUCGCAGCAGAGUUUUCAGUACCUCGGAGGAAGACCUUUGCGUUGAUUGAUGUGGACUACUUAAUUGUCCUCCCGAUGAACCCUGUCUAGAACCCUGUUGUCUCUGGUUGCGACCGCUUCUGAGAGGUGAAGUAUUUUUGGGGGUAGAAUGGUGUGAAUGUGGUAUCUUCCGAUGCGCUGGCGGCAAAAGAGUUUGCUGCUGAAAGGGAAAGUGAGGUUGGUGCUGCUGCUGCUGCUGCUGUUGCUGUUGUUGUUGCUGCUGCUGCUGCUGUGGAUAGUAUUCUUUUGGAGAAGAAUGAUGUGCGAGGCGAUUCAUCUGAUGGUGUAUGUUUCCCUCGUUUCGGAAAGACGCCACUCUCUGUUGUGGUUGAUGAUGCCUUAAGGGUGGACCAUGAUUCGGCACAACCUGAGUUAUCCMAUCAAACGAUCGUCGAGGUUCUUCGUACGAAAUUGCAGUUGCCGACUGCCGGGACCAUAGGUUUGACUCCUGGGUAGAUUCUGAGGAACCGGGAUGAAGGCGUUGUGGAUCGUUGAUGUGGAGCACAUCCUCUUCACCGAACCUGCGAUCCCUUCGGUGGAGUGGGUGAAGAAGAUUUGGUAGAAUCGACGCAGAUUCAUCCAACUUGUAAUCUAAUAUCCCCUCGUCGUCCGACGAUGGUGCGGUGGAUACCGUAGAAGGUGUACCAACUAUGAUGCGAUCGAUCGAAGGUUCGUGAAUUGGUGUCCUCCUUCCUGGGCUUAUACCGGCAACGCCAUCAGUCGAGUUCGAAGUCCUACUGGCGUCUUCGUCUGUGUCUUUCUGAGAACCAAUUACAUCGCGUUUCGUUUCGUUGAAAUCUCCGUAACGUGCCAUUGAAAAUCCCCUGGAACCGUCUCCCAUCUUGUGGUUCUGGCUGUAAGAGGGGUGUGCAAUUUCUGCAGCUGUUCCCGUGUACUGUACAGGUGGUUGGGGUUGCUGCGGCAGUGCUGUUCGGGAGUGUUGCUGGUGUUGUGUAUAUUGUGGUUCGAAUUGCCUUUGCUGUGAUGUGUUCGUGCUUGUAUUGUUGGUGCUUUCUAUCCUGGGGAAACCGAGAUGGUGUUCUCGAUUCCUUUGCUCUUGAGAUUGGGUGGAGUUGUUUGUUAUCGUUACGAAAUUACAGUUUCCUCCACUACCGGAAGAAGCUAUUGAGUGCUGUAUUGAUUUAUGGUGUUCAUGUUGUUCUUCUAUGGUUCGAAUUUGUUGUGAGAGUGAAUAAUUUUGUUGCGUCUGUUGUUGUUCGUUGGGUGGUUGUACUUCUAGUCUCAAUCCCGCCGUUCCAGGGUUGUCACCGGAGGAACGUGAUUUUCGAUGUUCUGAGAAAAUUUUGGCGUGGGACUCAAUCAGAGAUUCUCCACUGCGMGUAGAAUCUGGUACUAAAAAUUUUAGAGCUGAAUUCUGUGUCGGGGCAUGCAACGUGCUUAACACGAUUGGCCUGCCUACUACCGGUCCUCGUGGUGCCGGAAGAACUGUCCCUGGAACUGAUCUCGGAGCCGUUGUCCCGAUACCUCGCGAUCCAAUGUCGUUAUCGAUAGUCGACGAAUGUAGCAACGGGGUUGCGGGGGCAGGCGCGACCUGGAGUGGCAUGUUGGAUUGCGAUUCCAUUUGCAUACCGCGGCAGUUGAAACACGAUUCUUUGAAACUUCCUACAGGUACCAGCACCGUGCUUCUGCUCCUAAAAUUACUUUCAGACUGCCAGAAUGCACAUGGCGUGCACUAGCCUGUCGUAAUAAUGUAUUGUUGUGUGUGCUUUGCAAACAGUUAUCUUCUUUGCGUGUAGGUAGGUAUGAGUGGGUAGACAAUUGUUUCUGUCUGCWCCACUUGUUUUUCCUUCUUCACGAAAAGAGUGUUUUAGUGAAGGUGCGCUGCAUGCAGAAGGCUGACACGUUUCGUUUUGCACGUUCAAAAACAAACAUCACAAAAUACCUCAACAAAUAAUUUUCACUUACCAUACUGUACUUACGUACCGGUACGAUUCAUGAACGUGCAGACGCUCAAAAGCAAGCAAAAUUCUUUUUUUCUUUUUUUACUUGCUGAAAUAWGAGUGGGCUUCAUUUUUUGAUCAGUCAAUCAUCGCUAAUUAUGCGAACUCUCUUUAAUCACCGCGCGCAAACCGAGGUUUGAAGCGUUGAAUGUUAUGCGUCAGUCCUUCUUCCACACCAGGUCAUCGACUAGCUCGACUAAAACAAAUCGUGGGGGUUAAAAUCUAGAUUUUCAUGAGAAGAUUAUUUUGAAAUUUCGGGCGUUGCGGAAAAAAUAGAUAGAUACGUAACUACCAAGUACCGUACGUACUAUAUCGUGGAACGAUCAACGGAGUGAACAGAAACGGAUUGUACAAUUAGGAAAGCACGCCCAGAGAAACCAAGGUACAAAGGCACGGAUAUCUUGUCGCCCGGACUAAACAAUACAACACUGAAACAACUUACUUCAGAAAUAUUCUACAACCAUGUUAGGUUAUCACAAAGCACAUGGACGUCACCGAGGGAGUCGCCCUUCUUCUCGUCCGUCAYUAAAGACGCUGACAGGGUGUCGAUCAUUCGUUUGUGUUUCAUUUUCGUUGGCAUUACUUUCAUCGAGUUCUUUGGUAAACUGCUCAUUCAUGGAUGCAAUAGAUGGUGUUUCCUCUUCCUUCAUCUCGUCUUUGAAGACUCCRGGCACAACAAAUAUUGCUCUUGUUCCGGCAUCUCCUGAUUGCUGGUUGGAAGCAAUGCAAGUGUUGAAAAGUCGACACGAAUCGCUCUUCCUCGAAAGCGAACACCUCACUGCCACCAAUCCCGAUAAAAACGAUAGCUACAAAGAUAUUGACACGAUGACGUGCAGAUGGAUGACGUCCGACGAUCAAAAAGUUCUUGCCCUGGAACUGUCCAAAUGUCACAUGGAAGACAUCGGACGCCCAUUGUUUCAGUUUCAAGACAGAGACCAACGCAUUGCUUGUUCUCGAGUAAUCUACGAGUAUGAUGUAGCAAGCUCUCGGGAAACCGUACGCACCAAUGACGAUGGUGCCUCUCAUCGUGAGGAGAAGAAAGAAUAUCCUCGCUCUGUUGCUUCAAACUGCUUGGUUCAUUUGACGGAUUCCGGUGUCGCUACUUACACGCAUUUUUUCUCGUACGUGAAUGAGCUCUGCACCCGCCUUCUUUCGGAGACCAUGCUGUCAAUGUACCGUCAGACUAGCUACCAGCUUGAAAAAUCUUCUAAAAUUGCGGAAUCGAAGGUCCAGGCCUUGAUAGAGCAGCAAGAUUUCCUCAUUCAUCGAUGGAAUAAGCGCGAAGAGCAUGUAUUGAGAGUAUAUGAUGAACUAGAAUCUCGUGUGCAAGAGCAAUCCUACAGUAUCCAAUCCGAAAUCGAGAGUCUCCAUAGCAUGCUCGAGAAUGAGCGUCGCCUUCGCAACGACGAAUACAAAGACUACCGUGAAACUCUAGCGCAAGAGCUUGAAAAAUAUAGAGAAGAGUUCACGGUCUUUUCUUUCAUUAAAAGAAGAGGUCGCGGUUUUAUGCAACUCUGGUACAUUGGAAAGAAUUUGGUUACUAGUGGAUUGCGAACUAUUCACUUUUUGUUCCAGGGGAUUAUCUGUAAUAUUUGCGGCUUCUUCCUUGCAUAUUUCUUGACASUUCCUGCUAUCUUUCGAUGGAUGCGGUUAUAUAUGUUUUCGGUCAUCCUCCUUUCUUCGUCGAUUAAGAUCUGUGGUUCAUGGUUUAGCAACAACGAGGAUCAAGGAAAAUUUUGGUUUUUUACCUCAAGCGGCUCUCCCGAUUCUCUAUAUACAAAUUGCUUGUAUGCGAUCUGUAAUAUCUAUCUCUUUGGAAUCUUACUUUCCGUGUUUUCAUGCCACGGACACACCGAGGGACAAAUUAGCGAUGGUGAAGAGCACCCGGGGACCUGUAAAGAGAGCACGGCCGAGGGAAUCAUCGAGCAGAGUGCACUCAGUAGCAACCAAUUUGGUCAAGCCCGUGGCUCUAUCAUUCCCGUUGGAACACUUCACCAAAAUAAUGCAUUUGUUCCUUUUUCUUCCCAGGGUCCGUCAGGUGCUGCAGCAUACUCGAAUCUAUUUUUUGGUGCUCAUGAUGGAUUGAGAAGUCAUUCAAUCGAGGACCAAUACGCAUCACAUCAACGGCACUACUGGUUGAUGCAUUACGUGGUUACACCUCCGCCACCAAUUGGUUCUAGAGCGAGCCCAAUCAKCAUUGAAUCAAACGACGAAAGUAAAAGAAACGAGACAGGAUCGAAGAGUUAUAACGAAGAUCAUGAGGCAGGCGGAAAUUAGAUUGACAGGAGAAUAGCAUUUCGACUUAUGUGCUACUCUUGUGCGCGGAUAUCGGAGAAUGCAAUGAGU